CUUUAUAAUCACUGGCUAUCUCCCUUGCCAAACGCUCGCGUCACAACAGAGCUGAAAAAUACACCUGUGACAAUUCCACAAUGUCCAGCCAGCAGGCAGCUAUCAACUUCUUUGUUGAAGUUACUGGUGAAUCUCUUGACCUGAAUAAAUACGUUACACUGGUUGCCGAUCCUGGCGCGGGAGCGAUCUCAACGUUCAGCGGAGUGACGCGCAACAACUUUCAGGGAAAAGCAGUAAUUAAGCUCGACUAUGAAGCGUAUGUGCCGAUGGCUGUGAAAAAGCUCCAGGACAUCGCAAACGAAAUCCAAUUGAAAUGGAAGGUGUGUAAGGUUGCGAUUGCGCAUCGCGUUGGCACGGUACUCGUGUCCGAGCCUAGCGUCGUCAUCGCUGUCUCAUCGGCCCACCGACGUGAAUCCCUUGAGGCCGUGGCAUGGGCCAUCGACGAGCUGAAGGCCACCGUGCCCAUUUGGAAGAAAGAAUACUUCGAGGAUGGGUCCACCUGGAAGGAGAAUGAGGAGAGCAGACGACUACUCCUGCAGCCAGGGGGCUCCAGCGGGCAGGAGCAGCUAACCGCCUAGCCGGCUAGCGCCUGCUAGGCUGGGGCUUGAGGAAGCCGUACCGUACCACCACCGUGCAGCUACAUGCGAAAUGGCAAUCCGGUCGAUUGCGUGCCUUACAGGCACGGUGACUUGCCUCCUGGGUCGCCUUUGAACCUGCUGGGGUGUUCUUAGGUGUUGCGGUAGCCUCCUCAAUCCCUCUUGUUGAAGACUAAUGCUACUGUGUAUGGUGGGCCUCCCUCCGGUACAAGCUACGCAUGUACCGGAACCUAGAUAGGGCGUGCGAUGUGAUUACGGCAUCCGGUUGUAGCCCUCGUGGGCCUUGCAGGAAGGCAUAGGUGGUUGAUGGUGAGGGCUUCACCCUGUGACUGACAACGCGAUGCCUUCUGUA
Molecule: messenger RNA, 948 nt
Organism: Astrephomene gubernaculifera
Lineage: Eukaryota; Viridiplantae; Chlorophyta; Chlorophyceae; Chlamydomonadales; Astrephomenaceae
Source: the annotation of a GenBank genome assembly